AUGGCUUCUUCAAGCUACCAGUCAUCUUGGACACCCCCUACGCGUCGCACGGAAGAACCUGUCUUGAAAGUUUACAACUCGUUGACUAGGUCGAAGACUGAUUUCAUACCCGAAGAUGGACGACACGUCAAAUGGUAUAACUGCGGGCCAACAGUAUACGACUCGUCACAUAUGGGGCACGCGAGGAACUAUGUCACUCAGGACGUCCUGCGGAGGAUAAUGACGGACUACUUUGGAUACGACGUCCAUUUCGUCAUGAAUGUGACCGACAUAGACGACAAAAUCAUCCUACGUGCCCGACAGAAUCACCUCAUCGAACAGCUGCGCGAAAGAACGACAGUUCUCACUCCUUCUUUCGUCAACGAAACCCGCGAAUCAUGGGCUGCGUUCAUUCUCUCCAAGAAAUUAUCCAAGGGUUUGCCAGCGGAGGAUCUCCCGGCGCCUGGGAAAGAAGCCGAAUCCUGGCCGUCGCUCGUACAGAGGUUCAAUGACAAGAACUGGCGCGCCGAAGGGCUCAAACGCGACGAGAAGUUCGAGAUGAACUUCAAUUCUGCCAACAGGACGUUCAACGCGAUCGCUGCUGCAGAGUCUGCACUCAAGUCCGGUGAUACGAGCCAAGAGGCCGCGCAUCGCCUGAUCGAGGAGGCAAAGGAUGUCCUGGCGAUUUCCUUGGACCAGCAGUACGGUGCAUCUGUCACCGAUCCGUCCAUCUUCCGCAAACUCGCAGCGUACUGGGAGGAUCAAUUCUUCAACGACAUGCGCCGCCUGCGUGUCCGAGACCCCGACACUCUCACCCGCGUCUCCGAGUACGUUCCCGAGAAUGUCGCGUUCGUGGAGAAGAUCAUCCAGAACGGCUACGCCUACGAGGCUGACGGGAGCGUCUGGUUCGACGUCGAAGCAUUUGACGGCAAGAACGGCCACGAGUACGCGAAGAUCGAGCCAUGGAGCAAAGGCAACGAAGAUCUGCGGGCGGAGGGCGAAGGCGCGCUGUCCGUGAAAUCCAAGACGAAGUCCAAAGCGGACUUUGCAUUGUGGAAAUCGUCGAAACCCGGCGAGCCGUCGUGGCCGUCGCCGUGGGGCCCCGGCCGGCCGGGCUGGCACCUGGAAUGCUCCGUCAUGGCCAGCGCCGUCCUGGGACCGAAGAUCGACAUUCACUCUGGAGGCAUAGAUCUCGCGUUCCCACAUCAUGACAACGAGCUCGCGCAAUCCGAGGCCUACCAUAACUGCGGGUCAUGGGUCAAUUACUUUUUGCACACGGGUCAUCUGCACAUCGAGGGUCUGAAGAUGAGCAAGUCCCUGAAGAAUUUCAUCACCAUUGACGAAAUCCUGCAACGUUACAGCGCGCGUCAGCUUCGUCUGGCGUUCCUCACCCAACAAUGGAACGCCAAAGUCGAUUUCUCGGAGGCGAGCAUGUCCGGCGAAGUGAAAACCAUCGAAGCGGCGUUCAACAACUUCUUCACAAACGUGAAAGCGUUGAUUGAUCAGGCGCGGGCUCGCGGACCGAAGGUCGAUUCCCACCACGGGUAUGAGACGCCUGAGCGCGAACUGGUGGACAGUUUACAUCAGAGUCAGACUGCGUUCCGCGCUGCACUGUGCGACUCGUUCAACACGCCGGAGGCGCUCAACGUGCUUCGCGAGCUCGUCUCCAAGACGAAUAUAUACAUCAAUGCGCGCGGCGCUGCAAACGUGAACGUGACUGUUAUCGAAAACAACGCAAGAUGGGUGGGCGACAUGCUGCGGAUGUUCGGCCUUGGCGAAGGUGAACGUCGCGAGCUCGGUUGGGGCCAGGAACGGCCCGAGGGCGAGGAGAAUGUCAACCGAGAGGAGAUCCUGAUGCCCUACUUGCGCACCUUGUCCUCGUUCCGAGACAGCGUCCGUCAGGUGGCCAUCGCAAACCGCGAGAACGCACUGAAGGAGAUCUUGACCCUUUGCGACAAGCUCCGCGACAACGAUCUGGUCCCCUUGGGUGUAGCUCUCGACGAUCAGGAUGAUGGGAAGGCGCUCGUCAAACUCGUGAAUCCGGCGGAUCUCAUCCGGGCCCGUGACGAGAAGCGUGCAGCGCAAGAAGCAAAGGCCGCCGAGAAAGCUGCACGGGCCGAGGCCGAGCGUCGGAAGCGGAUCGCCCGGCUCGAGAAGGGGCGGGUCCCUCCCGAAGAAAUGUUCAAGCCCCCGAACGUGCCGGAGGGGACGUAUGGCAGCUGGGACGACAAGGGCAUACCGCUUACGGACGGCGAGGGGAAGGAGCUCAGCAAGAAUGCUAUCAAGAAGGCGACGAAGGAUUGGGGAAAUCAGAAGAAGUUACAUGAGGAGUGGACGGUCUGGCAGAAGGAGCAGGGCGGGGCGUAA
Molecule: messenger RNA, 2346 nt
Organism: Punctularia strigosozonata HHB-11173 SS5
Lineage: Eukaryota; Fungi; Basidiomycota; Agaricomycetes; Corticiales; Punctulariaceae
Exons: 13
Coding region: 1-2346 (781 amino acids)
Biological process (GO): cysteinyl-tRNA aminoacylation
Cellular component (GO): cytoplasm
Molecular function (GO): cysteine-tRNA ligase activity; ATP binding
Source: RefSeq, a predicted model, not a curated record